GGUGGAGGGUUGGGUGGGAACUUGGGCAUCGUUUUCCUCCUCUCUCUUGUUCUUGCCAAAACCCUAGUACCUGAUCUCUAACCCAGAAUUAUGUGUCUUUGAGGUAGAAAUCACCCAAGAGGAGGGAAGAUUGGCAAAUCUGAUCUGGUAGGGUGUCUUUCCCUAAAGUUUCAGUUUUAAGUCACUCCAACUCAUACUUUUUCUCUCCUCCUAUUCCCUUAGUUCUGGACUUUCCCUCAGAGCUCUCUGAUGCCUCAGAUUUUCCCCUGCUUUUACUCCUCUUGCUCAGGUGCUUUCACUCCUUUUCCAGAAGGCAGGCAUCCUACCUCCAGUUGCUCCAUCCCCCUUUUGCUUCCCUCCAUCUAGCCAAACUAGUUUGAGUCAGCCACACCCCAUUCUGAGCUCCUGGGGCUUUUCAGGAGGUGGCUGGCCACCCAACCCCACCCCUGGGCUUGGCUUGGAGACCUGAGUCAGCUCCUCCACCCAAGCCAAAUCAAACCUGAGGCAGGAGCCGAAACUCACAGUCCCUCAAGGCCUAUAGCCAGGUGAUGGAGGACGAGGAGAAGGCAGUGGACACCUUGGUGAGCAACAUGGAAGCUGCUCAUUCUCCAUCCCCCAUCCGCUGCUGCUGGCUCCGCCUCCGCUACCUGGCAGCUACUAGCAUUAUCUGUGGCUGCUCUUGCCUGGGAGUCGUGGCCCUUGUGUUUGCCAUCAAGGCGGAAGAGCGGCAUAAGGCAGGCCGGUCCGAGGAGGCAGUGCACUGGGGGGCCCGGGCCCGGAACUUCAUCUUGGCCAGCUUUGCCGUCUGGCUUGCUGUCCUCAUUCUGGGCCCUCUGCUUCUGUGGCUGCUCUCCUACGCCAUCGCCCAGGCUGAGUGACCCUGGGUGGCCUCUGCUGAGAGUCAGCGAGACCUCCUGGAUCCUGCAGUGCGGCAUUGCUAGGGUCUGGGGCGAGCAGUGGUCCUUCCUGGCUAAAAGGAUGGUGCCUCUCUCAAAGGGCUUUGGAAGAGCUCUUCUAGACCUUUCUAAAAGGAGGCAGCAGCUGAGACUGAUGAGGGGAGGCCAGCCUGCUCUGUUCUUUCAGUGCCCACCACCUCCUAAUUCCCCCAGCCCAUCACAUCCUAGGGGCCUCAACCCAGAGGUGGGGUUGAAAACCAGGCCUGAUUUUAUUAGAAUUUGUUUUGUAAUAAAAAGCUUUUUUAGUGGUGAAAUGCUCCUGUCUAAUUGUUGUUCCCCUACUUUCCCCGGGUUCUUGGCGAGAGCCAGACUGGACAUGUGACCGAUGGCAAAAUCUGCAUUUCCCUUUACCUAGGCACUCCGAGAGAAAGAAAGGAUUUUUUUUUUUCUUUCUCUCCACCCCCUCCCUUCUCCUGGUGGUUUCCCUUCUUGGAAACACCCCAGCUUCUCCCGUGCACGUCAACAGAGACCCUGUGGCCAGAUAGGAAGAGUAAUAGCAGCAACCACUAUUUACUGAGUGCUUACUAUGUUCCAGGCUGUGUUCUAAGCACUUUAUAUUUCUUAACUCCUUCAGUCCUCACAGUUAAUCGAUAGCAGGUACCAUUAUUUACAUUUUAUAGCUGAGGAAACAAGCACCCAAUGUCAUCCAGCUAGUGAGAGGCAGAGCUGGGAUUGAACCCAGAUAGCUUGCUUCCAGAGUCGAAAGAGGAAUGGAAGGGUUGGAUAGCAGUCACAGGUAAGUCUCUGCCCUGUGUGUGAAGCUUUGUAGGAUUAUAAUGAAUUUUCAUAUCUUGGGCCUCAUGGUAAUCUUAAACAUAUUUUAUUUCAAAUUUCGAAGUAUACAUGCAGGAAAAUAUCCCAAACAAAUAGAGUUUAUAAACUAACGCAAAGCAAACAUCUGAAAAUCACCAUUCAAUCAAGAAAUUGAACAUUGCCUUUACUCCAAAACCUCCUUUAUAUCCCUCCCAAUACCACUCCCUUCCUUUUUUCCCACAGGUAACUACCAUUCUGAUAAGUUUGUGUUUUUUUUUUAAGUUUAUUAUUUUGAGAGAGAGAGGGCAUGAAUGGGGGGAAUGGCAGAGAGAGGGAGAGAGAGGAUCCCAAGCAGGCUUUGCACUGUCAGGGCAGAGCCCAAUGUGGGGGUCAAACUCAUGAAACUGAGAUUAUGACUUGAGCUGAAAUCAAGAGACAGACGCUUAAUCGAUUGAGCCACCUAGGCACCCUCCAUUCUGAUUUCUAACAAUGGAAUUUAGUCUUGCCUGCAUUUAAGCAUUGUAUAAAUGGAAUCAUAUGUAUUCUUUUCAUAUCUGGCUUCUUUAACAUUAUUGCUGAGAUUCAUUAAUAUUUGAUUCAGCUAUAGUUUUCAUUACUGUAUGGUAUUCCAUUAUAUGAAUAUAUUACAUUUUAUCCAUUUCCUGUUGGUGGACUUUUGGGAUGAUUACAGUUUCGUGAUAUUAUGAAUCAUGCUGCUGUGGACAUCCUUGUACAUGUCUCUUGGAGUACAUGUGCUCUGGGAAUUGAAUUUUUGGAUUAUUUCACCAUAAUUUAGAGACCAGCAGAGCACGUAAAUGAAUUAGAGAUAUUUGUUGCACACCGAAGAGAGAAGAUUAAAGAGAAGAAGAGGCACAUGAUGGUUGUCUUCAGUGUUCUGAAGUGCUCCAGGAAAUAAAAGUGAAGAGACUCUAUUGUUGGUCCCAGAGGUUAGAGUUACAGCAAUGGAUAGAAGCCAUACCUAGGGCACUGGUGGUCAAUCUUGUCUUCACAAUAGAACUGCCUGGGGAGCCUUAAAAAGUACUUAAUGCCUGGACUUUUGUCCCUAGGGAUUCUGAUUUAAUUGGUGUAAGCUGCUGCCUGCACAUCAGUAUAACACAUUUUAGAU
This is a messenger RNA of Acinonyx jubatus (cheetah), 2835 nucleotides long. It is a transcript of the gene TMEM265, whose product is annotated as transmembrane protein 265. The transcript has 3 exons. Lineage: Eukaryota; Metazoa; Chordata; Mammalia; Carnivora; Felidae. Bases 549 to 878 code for a protein of 109 amino acids. Gene Ontology annotation, cellular component: membrane. The record is from RefSeq and is a predicted model, not a curated record.